AUGGCGAGCGAAUCACAGCGAUCUAGUUCCUACCUCGGACUGGCUGCCGCAUGGAUGCCUCGCCCUAAUCUCACGCGCCCCCGGCGGCCUUGGUGCAUCGCUAUCUCCAUCGCCAUUGCCGUGGUGAUCAUUAUUGUCAUUGUUGUUCCCUGCGCAGUCCUAUUAACUCGCAAACAUGGUGGUGAGAAGACGAAUGUUCUAUUCCCACUAUACAUCUACCCCACCAAUGACAGUACAUGGGACCCUUUAUAUGAAUCGGUCACGACGCACCCGGACCUGAACUUCACGGUCAUCAUCAACCCCUCGAGCGGGCCCGGCUCCAGUGCGUAUCCCUCGGAGGAGUAUACCUCCUCGGUGGAACGGCUUAGCACAUAUUCCAAUGUACGCAAGGUUGGAUAUGUGCGCACAGCUUAUGCCACGCGCAACAUCACCGCUGUGCUGGAUGAUGUCGCCACUUAUGCCGGGUGGGCGAAUCGAUCGCUGACACUAGCAAUGGACGGGAUUUUCUUUGACGAAGCCCCCUAUGACUACUCGGCAGCAAAGGCUGAGUACAUGCAGACGAUCAGCGAGGCCGUCAAGAGUUCGUCGGGAUUGCGCCGAGAUCGCAUGGUGAUCCACAAUCCCGGUACCAUUCCGGAUAGUCGCUACGAGAACAACGCGACGGACGUCACAGUGGUGUUUGAGAGUUCCUAUCAGGAUUUUCACACGGAAAAGCACAGUCUGAAUGCCAUGGCAUCGAAUCGCACGGCAUAUGCCUAUAUGCUGCACUCGGUACCUGACAGUCUCAGCAAUGGCACGUUGCGCAGUUUUGUCAACCAGAUGAGCCGAAAGGCCGAGUACCUGUUCCUGACGACGUUGACGGAAGACUACUACGAGAGUUUCGAUCCGGAGGUAUCUGGCGCUAAAAGUGGAAACUCCACUUGGACCAAGAUACGUUAUUUGCCUGCCCCAAUUCCCCUCUUCCAGUGUCAACUUCCCACCUCCGUCCACCUCUAUUCCCUAUCCAGCCUUGAUCCGAUGGCCACCACCACCACUACCACCACCACGACGCUUCCCAAAUCGGGCGUGCUCGUGCCCUUAAUUGCUGCCUAUCCCGAGCUCGAGUUCCUGGUGAUCGUCAACCCCAACAGUGGACCGGGUGCCUUGCCGUGCCCCGAUGCCAACUAUGCGCGCGAAGUGGCCCGCCUGAAUGCCUGCCCUAAUGUCUAUCCGGUCGGCUAUAUCCGCAUCGACUAUUGCCGAAAGCCAUUGGCCGCUGCCUGUGAGGAGAUCGAUCGAUAUGCCAGCUGGGCCGCCGAGUAUGCCACGACGGGUUUAGGCGUGGGUGGCAUCAUGGUCGAUGAGACUCCCAACCACUUCAACGCCGCUCAGGCCGAGUAUUUGCGCGCGCUUCAUCGUCACAUCAAGAAUUGCUCGGGGCUUCUCCGCGAUCGAUUGGUGGUUCACAACCCAGGCACCCCCCCAGAUCCCGAGAUGGCCGAUGCAGGCUCAGAUCUCCUGCUGGUCUGUGAGGAGCCAUUUGCACGCUGGCAAACCAAUGAGGUGCAACAUCGUCUAGGCGAGCUUCCCUAUCCUCGCGAUCGCUGCGGCUACAUGGUCACGGAAGUCCCGAACCAUCAUUUGCCCUCUCUGGUGCGCGAUCUGCGUCGUCGUGCCGCCUACAUAUUUGUCACGGAAAUCGUAGGCGAUUUCUACGAGCGCUUUGGUCCCUCCAGCUGGGGCAUGUUGAUGGAGUCUUUGUCGGAACAGGCACAGUAA
Molecule: messenger RNA, 1758 nt
Organism: Aspergillus neoniger CBS 115656
Lineage: Eukaryota; Fungi; Ascomycota; Eurotiomycetes; Eurotiales; Aspergillaceae
Product: spherulation-specific family 4 protein
Exons: 8
Coding region: 1-1758 (585 amino acids)
Source: RefSeq, a predicted model, not a curated record